Ogataea haglerorum is the source of this 5166-nucleotide messenger RNA. RefSeq lists its product as uncharacterized. Gene Ontology annotation, biological process: actin filament bundle assembly; mitotic actomyosin contractile ring assembly; barbed-end actin filament capping. The transcript has a single exon. Gene Ontology annotation, cellular component: cell division site; mating projection tip; cellular bud neck. Gene Ontology annotation, molecular function: small GTPase binding; actin binding. Lineage: Eukaryota; Fungi; Ascomycota; Pichiomycetes; Pichiales; Pichiaceae. The record is from RefSeq and is a predicted model, not a curated record. The coding region runs from base 1 to 5166 and encodes 1721 amino acids.
AUGAAACCGUCCAAGAAACAGGCCGACGGCCCCGCCUCGCGAGUGGGCUCCUUCAUGGGCCUGCGCAGAGGGUCCAAGACGGUGGACCAGGGCUCUGUCAGCUCGCCAACAGGCACGCUGUCGCGGAUGAACACCAACGCGUCCAUGUACUCGAUCAACGAGUCGCCCACGAAGAACGGGCUUUUCUCGCGCACAAAGACCCUCCCGGCGUCCGACGCCAGCAGCAUCGAGUCGCCGCUGUCGCGGAUGACGACCAACACCAGCAUUGGCGGGCCGUCCACCACUUCCGUGUACUCUUUGCCCUCAUCCCAUACCAAAAAGCUAAGCAGUGCAAAUUUCAAGAAAGCUCACCGACAUACCAUUUCGGACGACUUCGAGCUCGAGCCGCCGGAAUCCGAAGAGGAGAUCGAGGUCAUGUUCAAGGAGGUGAUGAUUUCCAGAGACUUCAACAGUCUGCCGGAAAAGGCACGCAAAGAGAUGGAAAACUACCCUGUGGACCGAAAGUGGAUGCUUAUCCGACAGCACAAGCUAGCCGAGUACAAGAAACAGCGCAUGAUGCAGCAGCAGCAGCAGCAGCACUCGGCCGUCCCCAGCCGAAGCGUCUCCACGGCCAGCACCGUCGUGACAGAACGGUCCACUCCUUCUGCCGGAAAGGCGUUUGACGCGCAGUUUUACGUGGUGCAACUGAUCGGAAACAAGAUCACUAACGACCAGCUCAAGGAGCUAGACAUCUGUUUGAGCUCGGAAGAACUGCACUGGACCGAGCAGUUCCUCAAUCUGCAGGGAGCAGUGGCUCUUUGCAACGUGCUGAUGCAGCUGUACAAGACCAAGCCGCUCGUCAGGUCACAGGGCGUGCCCAACCGCCAUCAGCCGCCAUCUCCCGCACAGAUCCUCUUCACCAACCCUGCAGAGGACUACGAGACCGUGCUCGACAAGGAGACCAAGCUGUUCCGUUGCAUCAAGGUAAUAGCCGACCUCACUAUCGGAAUCGACCAUCUGCGCAAGAUAGACAUAUUCAUACCCGCCAUUCUGGGCGGCCUCUAUUCGACGCGGCCGCAGGUCCGUAAGUGGGCCACCGACAUCAUCACAUACUUCUACCACAAGACCAACUGCAGUCCGCUAAUAUACAAAACCAUUCACAAGCCCGUCAACGACAACGUCCAUCUGGCGUACAUCAAGGAGCUCUACGUCUCGCGGCCCAAUCUGCUCGACCGCAAGUCGCAGUAUAUCCUGUCGAACGCUGAGCGGGUUAAGAAGUACGAGGCGUGGUUUUGGGCCGUCAUCAGACUGUUUGAAGGGCGCGGCAAGAUGGGCAGCCGUGUAGGCUCCUACGACGAGUUCAAGCUCAGCGGGCCGAUCUCGAACAACUUCCUCAUUGAAUACGGACUCUCGACGCUCUUGUUGAUCAACACGCUUCUCCAGUACUCCAAAGACCUCGCAGAUAGGACCAAGCUGCGCCGGCUGUUUCAAGUUGCGGGUAUGACCGAGCUGUUUGAGCAUCUGCGGCCGUUGGAGAACGUGGACAUAGACCACAGUAUUGCCAACAUCGAGAGCUCGGAGCGCGCCGAUUUGCAAGAGCUUAAGCAGAUGGAGGAGUUCCAAAACAACAACAUCAACUUCAACGACCCGUUGUCGCUGUUUCAAGCGAUGCUUAACAAGGCCAAGGGCACCGAGGCUGAAGGAUAUUUGACGUCGAUGAUUCAGAAUAUGUUCAUCAGCCAGUCGUCGAAUUUGCACACGCUGGAUCCGCAGCAGGUGCACAGGAACUUGAAGCUCAUGGACACCUUUGUUUCGAACAUCACCAUGGCGUCCGGCGAAGACGACACAGACAUGAACAUAUCGAUCAACCGGCUGAUAGCGUCGUAUCGGACAGACGAGAUUGCACGGAAGGCCAUGAUCGAGGCGCGCGAGGCCAAGAAACGCGCGGAGGAGGCCGAGGCUGAGCGCGACAAUGCGUUGCAAAAGCUCAACGAGGGCUCUAAAGGUGUUAUUGAAAAACUCUACAGAGACAUAGCAGAAAGAGACACGAUUCUGGAUCGGCUGCGUGAAAAGCUUGAAGCCAAGGAGAACGAGGUCAGCGAGUUGCGCAGAUUGCGGGUUCUGGACAAGCACCAGCAGGAAACCGAGAUGCGCGAGAUGUUGCUUCUGCUGCAUAGCCAGCGGUUGCUCUCCAGCCCGCCAGACUCCUCGGAAACGGCGUCUUCGUCGCUCAAGACCGAAGGAUCGUCCACCGUGGAGGAGCUGCGCAAACGUCUCAAGUCGCAGGUAGACAAGAAUAAGGUGGAGGUCAAGAGAAUUGGCCAAUCUGGAGUGGAGCCGAACGCUCGACUACGUGAUUUGCGGUUUAAGAUGGACUUGUUGGAAAGAGAGGCCAGGGACCUGGAAAACACGGAGUUUGAGGACAUUUUGGCGGAGAGGCACGACACAAACAAGGUCGACGACGUCAAGACCCUUGGCGAGCUGCGGGCCAGACUCGAGUCGUUGCAGAACGAUGCAAACAAGGUGAUCAAGGUGCAGGCCAACCUAAGCACGCAGGAAAAGCUCGAAAGACGCAAAAUGGAGGCGCUGGACAGACUUCAACGGCUAGAGAAAACAAUGCAGGAGCUGAAGAUCAAGGAGUUGGAGGAGAUCGACUCGGCAGACCGCCGCACACUGGAUCCAAAGCAACGUGCCGUCAAGAACGAGCGUGCGGAGAAGCUGAAGAGCGAGCUUGACGAGCUGGAGACCUUGUGCAACAAUCUACGGUUCCAGCUCAGUCUGACCGAUGAAGAGGUCGAUAAGGAGGCUCUUCUGCAGAAGUUUGAGGACCAGUACUCCAGAGGCAAAAAAGAGGUGCCAAAGGCGACGUUUGUCAGCUCUGCUCCACCAGUGUUGGUCGGUAACUCGGUGAAGAAGAUCGACACCACCUCGAUGAGACCAUUUUUGGGAGAGUUGGAGAGAACCGUGGGCAAGUCUCCUGCUCUUGACGAGAAGGAGAAUACAGAGCCAUCCGAGAAGCCUGUGGAGAAAAAAGUAAGUAAGGAAGAGUCUCCUAAGAAGGAGGCUCCAGCACCUGUUGAAUCUUCGGUGCCGCCUCCUCCGCCUCCACCACCGCUUCCUUCCUCUGCAGGCUCGCAAGGAGUUCCUCCGCCGCCUCCGCCUCCUCCUCCGCUUCCAUCUGCUGGCACGAGCAUGCCACCUCCGCCGCCUCCGCUUCCUUCUGCAGGGCAAAAGCCAGUUGCGUCGCCAGAGAAGUCGCCAUUCCUUGCCCCAGGGCCAUUUGACAUGCUCCCUCGCCCGAAGAAGAAGCUCAAGCAGCUGCAUUGGGAGAAAAUCGACGACCCGGUUGGGUCGUUUUGGGCCAACAUGGGUUCAGAGGAGAUGGCAAAACAGCUUCUGGAAAAUGGCGUUUUUGACGAGAUCGAGGUGAUCUUUGCCGCCAAAGAAGCCAAGCGGAUUGCACGCAAGAAGAAAGAAGGCGCGCAGAAGGUUUCUUUCUUGAGCACAGACGUUUCGCAGCAGUUUGGAAUCUGUCUUCACUCGUUUUCUGGACUUGAUGACGAACAGGUGGUGGCAAAGAUUUUGCGGUGCGACAAGGACGUUCUGGACAAGAGUGCGCUGCUUGACUUCCUUGCCAAGCCGGAAUUGAACGAGAUAUCCAAUACGCUGGCCAAGAACUUUGAGCCGUACUCUACAGACUGGCAGAACGACAAGGAGGCUAAGCACGACAAGGACCCGAACGAGCUGGCCAGGGCCGACAGAAUAUAUUUGGAGCUGAUAUACAAUUUGCAGCAUUAUUGGAAGUCAAGAAUGCGCGCUUUGAACGCCAUUUUGAACUACGAGAAGGACUACGAGGAAUACGUCAAGAAACUGGAGAUGCUGGAAAAGGCUUUGGAGAGCCUUGAGAACUCCAAGACCUUACGAAAAGUCUUCGACAUCAUUUUGAUUGUCGGCAAUUACAUGAAUGACAAGUCCAAGCAGGCACAUGGGUUCAAGCUGAGCACGUUGCAGCGACUCAGUUUCCUGAAGGACCACAAAAACCUAAUUUCAUUUUUGCACUAUGUGGAAAAAGUAAUCAGAGAAAACUACCCAGAGCUGAUCUCGUUUGUGGACGAUCUGAAGCCCGCGAUUGAUGCAGCCAACAUCUCUGUCGAGCAGCUGAAGAACGAUUGUCAGAUGUUUACUCAGUCGAUCCGCAACAUCGACGCGUCGUUGCAAGACGGUAACUUGAGCGAUCCGUCAAAAUUCCAUCCAAUGGACAAGUUCUUGCACGUUGUUUUCCGCGGUCUGCCGAAUGCGCGUACCAAGGCCGAGCUGCUUAGCGACCGCUCAAAACUUGUGAUGGAAAAGUUUGACUCGAUGAUGCGCUAUUUCGGCGAGGAUCCAAACAGCGAUGAGUUUGUGCGCAACUCGUUCCUCAAGAAAUUCAGCGAGUUCGCUGAAAACUUCGAGCGUGCCUCGAAGGAAAACAAGGAGCUCGAGGAACGCAACAAGAAGUAUGAGAUGAGCAAGAAACGGUUUGAGGAAAGCAAGAAGGAGAAGGAGAAACAGCAGGAGGCGCCGAAAAUCAACUCAGACAUGGACAAGUUCCUCCAGCAGCUGCGACAGACGGGCCCGUUGCGGUCGGAGCCUACCUCCGCGAAAAUCAAGCAAUGGGCCAAAAAACACACUGCACAGUCUGCUUCCGCUCUGGAGUCGCCCACCAAGACGUCUGAGCAGGACGACGAGGAUGAUCUGCGGUCGAAGACCCACGAUCUGCUGAUGAAGCUGACGCAGCAGUCGGGCGAGGAUUCCAGUCCACCGCUGUCGAGCUCAUCCUCGGGAGUGAAUUUACACUCGGGAAACGGCUCAGAGCUCAAGCUGAGCGAGAAGAUGAAGAAAAGGUUGCAACAGAGCUCGCGCACGUCCUCCGUCACGUCGCUCGACUUUGACUCCGUUUCGCGCUCCGAGUCUUUCAAGACCAGCCGCUCGCGCCUGGACCUGGCAAGCCAGGCCCUCAGCAACCCGUUGGCAGAGCAAGAAACUAAUGCCAUGUCGCCUAAUCCGCUGAUCGAGGAUAAGGAGGAGGAAGAAGAGGCAGAAAGGGAGGAUAGAGUCGACGACAAAUUUAUUAACGGUUCCGUGCAUGACGAGGCGUCGGAAACGUUCGAGUCUCCGGAUGAGUUCCAGGACGCCAGCGAACACUGA